Molecule: messenger RNA, 1539 nt
Organism: Fusarium graminearum PH-1
Lineage: Eukaryota; Fungi; Ascomycota; Sordariomycetes; Hypocreales; Nectriaceae
Exons: 1
Coding region: 1-1539 (512 amino acids)
Biological process (GO): pseudouridine synthesis
Molecular function (GO): pseudouridine synthase activity; RNA binding
Source: RefSeq, a predicted model, not a curated record
AUGGCCUCGUCCUCGCCAAAGCUUGAGGAGUCACCCUCGGAUGAGCAAUUCUUCAUGUAUUCUUUCCAGGAUCUCGAUAUCCAGGGCGAGAAUAGUCUCACACCCAGCCAACCAGCCUCCGAUCCACCAACAUCCACCACCACCAACAAUAACAAUAAACAACAAAUUCCUAAAAAGACCAAGCAAAAGAAGAAGCAGGAUCCGCCCCAGGUCUCGGCUACAGAUGAGCCCCUUAUUACACCGGUCGGAGACCCCUGGCCCCGACCCUACCACUUUGACGGUGAUGGGUUGCGUCGGGUACUGCCAUACCACUACACAUACAACACCCACUGUAAGGAGAGAUGGCGCAACAGACCCCUUCUCGAGAUCUACGAAUCUGAGUUUAGGGACCGGCCGGUCGAGUACUAUCGGCAGUCCAUGAUACGGGGGAGCAUCUUUGUCAACGGUCGUCGGGUCGGACCCGAUUAUAUUCUGCGAAAUGGUGACCUCAUUUCUCAUACCCUGCACCGCCAUGAGCCUCCGGUUACCGAGGACCCUGUGCAGAUCAUUCACGAAGACGAAGACAUGAUUGUUAUUAACAAGCCUGCCGGUGUUCCCGUCCACCCCGCUGGCCGAUAUAACUUCAACUCGGUCGUUGAGAUCAUGAAGUCAGACCGCGGUCCAGCAUUCUUGCCAUAUCUCUGCAACCGUCUGGACCGCCUCACAAGCGGCAUCAUGUUUAUUGCAAAGAAUCCCGUUGCAGCUGAGGCUUUGGGCAUCAAGAUCAAAGAUCGCACAGUGAGAAAGGAAUACAUUGCCCGGGUGAUGGGUGAGUUUCCUGAUGGCGAGGUCGUCUGCGAUCAACCCAUCUUACAAAUAUCUCCCAAGCUUGGACUCAAUCGAGUACGCGCCAACGGCAAGACUGCGCGGACUGUAUUCAAGAAACUGGCAUAUUACCCAGAAGACGAAAAUGAAGAUGUAGACGAGCGGCCCAAGACACCUGAGCAGCUCCAAGACGAAACGCAUCGUCCUUGGGUGAACAAGAAGGGAUAUUCUAUUGUCCGCUGCCUUCCCGUUACGGGGCGCACUCAUCAGCUGCGUGUUCACCUUCAGCAUCUUGGUCAUCCUAUCCAAAAUGACCCUAUUUAUGCCAACCGACGAGUGUGGGGCAUGGAUCUCGGACAAAACGACGGUGAUGCCACUCAAAACACAGACGAGGACAUCGUCAGUCGUCUGUCUCGCAUGGGCAAAGACGAAGUGGCCGAAGCUGUUGCUUACUAUGACAACAUGGUGGAUAAAUAUGAAGAAAAGAGGGCCGAGAAGUUGACCGGUGAGCUUUGCGAGAUAUGCCAGACACCUUUGUACUCCGACCCUGGCAGUCAUGAGCUGUCCUUGUGGCUCCACAGUCUCCGGUAUGAGGACGCAGGAGGUAGCUGGUCUUAUGUCAGCCCUCUACCCCGAUGGGCCAUGCCACCAGAGGGCAUGAGUGGCCCAACAUCGGUUGGUGGUAUGGAGGAGUUGGUGGAGGCCGUUAAAGAAGAGAACCCCGAGAUAUCAUGA